Molecule: messenger RNA, 3218 nt
Organism: Vanrija pseudolonga
Lineage: Eukaryota; Fungi; Basidiomycota; Tremellomycetes; Trichosporonales; Trichosporonaceae
Product: Protein priB
Exons: 9
Coding region: 278-3058 (926 amino acids)
Biological process (GO): DNA-templated transcription; regulation of DNA-templated transcription
Cellular component (GO): nucleus
Molecular function (GO): zinc ion binding; transcription cis-regulatory region binding; DNA-binding transcription factor activity, RNA polymerase II-specific
Source: RefSeq, a predicted model, not a curated record
UCACAUCUUCCCCGUCUCCCAUCCUCCUCCUUCUCCAUACCCCCCCACCUCUCUCUCCUCCUCUCUCUACCCCGCCAUUCUCCUCACACGACCCUAACAACAAAAGGCAAGGCAGCCAGCCACAUCACAAGCCCUACCAUCAAAAGGCUCGCGACUCGAUACCCAUCCAUCUCAACACCCUAGCACGGAGCUCCAGCUUCUCCAACAACCCCCAUCCCCCUGCAUCCAUCUGCCGGCGCAGCAGCAUCACACGGCAGUGCUUGCAAGCGACCACGCGAUGAACACACACCCGUACGCCUCGGCCUACUCGACGAUGGCGUCUUCCUUUCCUUCCUCGUCCCUGCAAGACCACCGGGGAUCAUUCUCGGGCUCUGCUUCGUUUGGAGGCGGCGGUGGAUCACAGGCGGGCGACAACAAGCGCCCUCGCACGAGCACAUCCAAUGACAAGGGCGGCGAUAGCGAUGACGAAGAUGACGAGGAUGACGACAGCGAGGACGAGGUGCCAGCCGCAACCAAGGCCGCAGCCAACAAGCCCAAUCGCAAGAUUGUCAAGGGACCGGAUGGCAAGCCAAAGGUCAAGCUGACCCGUGGCUCGAGGGCGUGCAUUGCAUGCCGAAAGAUCAAGAUGAGGUGUAUCCCAGACGAGUCGAGUGGACCGAACGGGCCGUGCAAGAGAUGUCGUUCAGGCGGUCACGAGUGUAUCUUCGAGGAAUCAAACCGAGGCAAGAGGAGCACACGAAAGAACGAGGCACUUGCAGCCAAGAUCUCCAAAAUGGAAGCUGCGCUAAAGGGGAUCGGAGGGGCACUCAGCAAUCUCGACCAGGGUUCGCUCAGCUCGUUCUCGCACGCGUUGCACGGCACAACGUCGGAUCCCGAUGUCCUGCAGCUCAUCACAUCUCACGCCUCGCCCUCGGCCGCGCCGACCCUGUCGAUAGGACUGAGUCGUGGAACGUACCACGAGUCGAGUGUCCGUGGUGGUGAGGACUCGGCGACCAACAUGGGCCACCUCCCUCCGCUUUCCCCUCGUCUCCACUCGCUCCCCGACAAUGUCCUGUCCCCUUUAGGUCUGCUCGCCGAGGCAAGCCUCCAAAACACCGACCCGUCAAAGAAGCACAGCUCUUUCCGGAACGGCACCAGCGCGCCGAUCCGGCCCUCCCCCUUGAGUCUAGGCGGCAGGAACGGCGGCCUCAACCAGCGCGUUGCCACCAGCGACGUCCGCGGCGGUGGCGACGAGGGGCUCCCAGACUUUGGUGUCGCCUCGACCAACUACUUCAAACCGGGUGCUGUGGCGUUCACUCCCGGUUCCGGUACCGAUGACCGUGUGCCCGAGCUCCUCACAAUUCUGUCACGCGAGGAGAUCGAGGAGCUGUUUGGCAUCUUCUUCAAGCACAUGGCGCCCCACUGCCCGCUCAUCUACAAAGACUUCCAUUCGGCGGAGCUCGUUCUGCAGCGAAGCCAGUUCUUGUGCACUGUAAUCUGUGCACUUGCGGCACGAUACUACACCAAGCGGCCGGAUCUGCACCAGCACCUGUCAGUGUACGCCAAGAGGCUGUCGUUUGAGGUGCCGUCAAGAGGCUACAAGAGCGUCGAGGUGUGCCAGGCGUACUUGUUGUUGUCGCUCUGGACCUUGGGCCCUGAAAAGACCUUUGAGCAGGACCGCACCUGGCUCAUGCUCGGCAUGGCCAUUCGCAUGGCGACGGAUCUCAACCUGCACCGCAAGUCGAUUGUCUCGGGUUUGGAUACGAGGGAAGGCAAGGAGCGUGACCUCGAGAUCAUCAACCGCGAGCGAUGCUGGCUGCACUGCUUCGUGCUCGACCGCUCCAUUUCGGCUCAGAUGGGCAAGCCAUACACCCUUCGCGAGGACUACAUCAUUCGCAACGCGAGCGACUGGCACCAGCAGCGGUUUUCGCUGGCGACUGACCGCGCGCUGGCGGCCUACGUCGUCUUGCAGCAGAUUAUGAGCCGUGCCAUCGACUCGAUCUACUCGUCGACCACGACGGUGUCGGGCCUGCGUGAGGACUGUGACUAUAUGCUCAUUGUCCGCUCGGCGCACGAGGAGCUGCGGAGGUGGCUCAAUGAGUGGAACCGUCCCUUCCCUACCAGUGAAGAUGGCGACGAGUUUGAAUACGCCUCGCGUGCGCACUUCUACUACGCCUACUCGUCGCUCGUCCUCUACUCGUUUGGCCUCGAGAACGCCCUCGAGCGCUCAAAGCUUGACAUUUCAUUCUUCCUCACAAACGUCUACGAGGCCGCCACAAGAGUGUGCAACGUGGUCAAGGACCACUUCUUGCCCAAGGGCUACCUCCCGUACCUCCCUGACACCAACUUUGUCAUGUGCAGCUAUGCGCUGCUCUCUCUCCUCAAGCUGCUCAAGCCUGAGCUCCGCCCCUUCCACGAACUCGAAGAGUCCAUCUUCAAGAUUGUCACCGAGGUGGCAGACAUUCUCGAGGACUGUGCGAUGGACCCAUCGCAUCAGCCGGCAAUCUAUGCUGCAUUUAUCCGGGAGAUUGUUCGCAAGACCAAGGAGGCUCGUCGCCACGGAGGGUCGACGCACCCGUCUCGUGCAGUGUCACGAGCUGGCUCGCCCACUCCCAAGGGUGCUGGCAACGCGGUUCCUGCGCAGGAGCAUGUGUUUGACCCGGCACUGCUUAACGAGGGCAACUGGCCUUCAGGGGAUAUGCUGUCGCACGAGACUCAGUUUGCGUUUAUCCCUCAAGGGGGCGACAUGAUGAUCCUGCCGUCCGCCGCUGGCCCCUCCGAGUCUGUGCAGAGCUCACCCUCUGCUACCCUAAACGCUGCGUACCCUUCGACUGGGACGCCGCAAAACUCGUCUGGAUGGGCAGAGUACCUGCCCACGUUCAUGUCGGCAGAUGCGUUUGACGGCUGGGACGGGUCCAUGUUGUUACCCGGCUUUGGGCGUGGCCAGAUGACGCUCGCCGGCGGUUUGCUUCACUCUCAGUUUGGUAGCGGUAUCAUCACACCCCUUGGACGGAGUCCGGCCGCGUCCCGUGCUGCUAGCCGUGCGGCGAGUCGUGCACAGACUCCGACGGGGAAGUAGGCGGGAGGGGACACGAGCACGCAGCGAGUGCACGAGGCAGCGAGGGAGGGUCAGGUGGGCCAGGUUAGCAGUAGGAAGGGGGUGAGUAGGGCAGUGAUGGGCGCGAGCGCGCACACGCCGCCACACCCUCACCACACGCCGCCACACCCUCACCACACAC